CUAUUGGCUGAGAAGAUCUCUUGCCUCUCUUUACCCCUUGAUUGCAUUAUUUGUUCACUUAUGCCAGCGCUCCGUAAUUUCACAUCAGCCAGGAGUAUUGUCUAACUCGAAAUACGCUUGCAACCCAUAUCAAUUAUCGGUAUUAGUUGAAACCAUGUUGACCCGUAGCUUCCACAGCAGCUCUGUUGCCAGCCGGCCCAUGCCCCAGCGCCGCAGCCUUGUCACGCCCAUCCCAGCACGGUCUACCCUCCCACGCGACCGGCAAGUCGUGUGCCAAGGCCUGUUUGGCCUAGGCCUUCCAGAAGUCGCCGUAAUUGCCGGCGUAGCAGCUCUAAUUUUUGGACCAAGCAAGCUGCCGGAGCUUGGGAAGUCUCUAGGCAAGACUGUUAAGAGCUUUCAGACAGCUGCAUCCGAGUUCAACGAGGAGCUGAAGGCUGGCAUGGCCGAAGAGCCUCAAAAGCCUGUUGCCGAGGAGGCCAAGAAGCCUGACAGCAACUGAGAGCGACUGUUAGGCGAUGUGCUUCUGGUCGUUUGCUUUUGGCUUUAUACAUAUUAGAUGGAUGUGUCGGCAAUGGAAGCGACAAUCUUGGCAGAGUUAACCAUAGAGAGGGCCUGUAACGAGUGCACAUGUACACAUCUCAGUUCGGUAGGCUUGUUGUUAAACGUAUAGUCGAGGACGGCAUGUAUAGGAUCAAUUUCAGCUCAUUUGCCGUUCUGAGGUGCUGAUGCUGCGGCUUUGUCGCAGCUUUUUUUCUGCGUUAGUUGCGUCGUAGCCUGGGUCGCCUGGGUCGUUGCAUCACAUUGAUGGUAAUGCUCCUUUGAAGCCAAUGAAAGGCAUAUAACCGCAAUUGUAAUCUUCAACUUCAUAGUAUACGGCGGAAUAAUCUACCUGUCUUUCCCGCGCACGGUGAUAUGACCACUUAGUCCUGCAGCAACUUCAUAACCGGGUUUUGUGCUAUUUAGUUAUUUAUACAAGUACUGUCACUCUCAUCUCCAAGAUGCCAGGAAGGGACGCAGGCAAGGCUAAGCCGCUCAAGGCCCCAAAGAAGGCUGAGAAGGAGUAUGACGAGGCGGACAAGGAGUUCCUAGCAAAGAAGAAGGCUGAGGAGGCUGCUCUGAAGGAGCUGAAGGCGAAGGCCGCUAAGGGCGCCAUCGGGGGUGCGGGCCUGAAGAAGUCGGGCAAGUAACCGCCACCUGCUUCCGACCACCCUCCCCGCAACCAGCACAGGCGGCAGGACCACACAAAGUAGCUUUCACUCAGCACCCUACGGAUAUAUAUUGGACGGACAUAUCACAUUAGCACCUCAACGCUGGGCCUCUUCAGUGCCUCCCUGUCGUUAUUCCAAAACACCUCUACGGACCCAAAUCAGCC
Astrephomene gubernaculifera is the source of this 1372-nucleotide messenger RNA. The record is from the annotation of a GenBank genome assembly. NCBI's taxonomy places the organism in Eukaryota, Viridiplantae, Chlorophyta, Chlorophyceae, Chlamydomonadales, Astrephomenaceae.